CUUCUUCAGAUCUCUUCUUCUUCUUCAAUUUCAAUAGAGAGAUACUACUCUCUUCUUCUGUUUCUUGUGUGUGAAGUUCUUCUGAUUGAUUUCGUGUUCUUGGGAACCUUUUUACCGAUUCGAUCUUCUUCGGAUCUUAGGGUUUUGUUCAAAUCCAGAUCUUGGGUUUUGUUAAAUAAUGGCGACUCCUUAUCCUGGAGCGACGCAGGUGGGUUCUUACUUUGUUGGGCAGUAUUAUCAAGUGUUGCAGCAGCAACCAGAUCUUAUUCAUCAGUUUUAUUCUGAGCCUAGUAGAGCUAUUCGUAUCGAUGGUGAUUCCACCGAGACUGCUAAUACUUUACUGCAUAUUCAUAACAUGGUUAUGUCACUGAACUUCACUGCGAUUGAAGUGAAGACGAUCAAUUCAGUCGAGUCGUGGGAAGGUGGUGUUCUUGUGGUGGUUUCAGGCUCUGUGAAAACAAAGGAAUUUACCAACAGAAGGAGUUUUGUGCAGACCUUUUUUCUCGCUCCACAGGAAAAGGGUUAUUUUGUUCUCAAUGAUAUAUUUCAGUUUGUUGAUGAGGGAACUGUUUACUAUCAUCAGCCUUCUUAUUUAUCUGAAACCAAGCAUGAGGCUCAGCUUAAUCCUCCAAGCCAUCAUCCAGAACCCCAAGUUCCUGACUAUGUUCUGGAGGAAGAGGCAAGAGAUUAUGUGAACGCAGUCCAAAUCAAAGAUGAUCUUGUCGAUAAGUACAGUCUGCAAGAGGACCAACAUCAACCUCAGCAUGAAGUCUAUGAAGAUGAAGUUGCGAUAGAGGAAACACCUAGGGAAGAAGUUGCAGUUGAUGUGGUACAUGAACAUCUGGCUGCACCAGCAGAGGAACCCGUUGUUGAAAAAUCAAAGAUGAGUUAUGCUUCCAUUUUAAAGGUUGCAAAGGAAGCAGCAACUGUACCUGUAGUUGCUACACAACCAUCAUAUAACAAGAACUCUCAAGAUAUUAAUGAAUGGGAUCAACCAAUGCGGACUCCUUCCCCUCAGCUGGCUGCGCCUCUUGCCUCUGUUCAGCAAUCAAACGCUUCAUCCACGUAUGUUUCUGACUAUGGAGCAGAGGCAGAAGAUGGCUCCGGAUUUGAAGACUUUGAGUUCAAAUCAGUGUACGUUAGGAAUUUGCCGUCCGACAUAUCUGCUUCUGAAAUCGAGGAAGAGUUUAAGAACUUUGGUACAAUCAAGCCUGAUGGUGUGUUCCUCAGAACCCGCAAGGAUGUUAUGGGCGUUUGUUAUGCAUUUGUUGAGUUUGAGGACAUGACUUCCGUUGAGAAUGCCAUUAAGGCUUCUCCUAUAUACUUGGGUGGAAGGCAAGUAUACAUUGAGGAACGAAGACCCAAUCCCGCUGGUGUUCGCGGAGCAAGACGAGGAGGAGGACGUGGAAGGGGUGGCUACCCAACAGAAGCACCAAGAGGCCGGUUUGGUGCCCGUGGGUCUGGCAGAGGAAACCAGGAUGGAGGUGACUACAGACCAAGAGGCAACGGUUACUACCGCGGAGAGGGAAUGUUUGGAUGCAAAUGUCUGUAUUGGAACAAUCUCAAAGAAUUACCUCCAUUGAAGACACCAGAAACCUUCUCUCUCCCUGCUUCUAUUCCCCAGUGGCCUUCAGGUCAAGGCUUUGGUUCAGGAAGAAUCAAUCUUGGCGAUUUAGAACUCGCCGAGGUCACAAGUUUUGAAUUUGUAUGGCGAUACUGCUCUCGUCGAGACAACAAGAAGAGUGUUUCCUUCUACAAACCGGACAAAUUACUCGAAGAUUUCCAUUGUUUAGGUCAUUACUGUCAGUCUGAUUCUCAUCUCUUGAGAGGCUUUCUUCUUGUAGCAAGAGAAAUCAAGUCUUCGGAAUCGAAAGAGCCUGCGCUUGUGCAACCACUUGAUUAUACAUUGGUCUGGAGCUCAAAUGACUUAUCAGAAGAAUCUCAAAGCGGUUACUUCUGGCUACCGCAGCCUCCUCAAGGGUAUAAACCUAUCGGAUAUUUGGUUACAACGAGUCCCUCGAAACCAGAAUUGGAUCAAGUUAGAUGCGUUCGAGCUGAUCUAACCGAUAAAUGUGAAGCACAUAAAGUCAUCACCACCGCUAUAUCGGAUUCUUUAAGCAUUCCUUUGUUUAUAUGGCAAACAAGACCUUCCGACCGCGGACUGCGGGGCAAAGGAGUCUCAACAGGUACAUUCUUCUGCACAACUCAGUCCCUGGAAGAAGAUCAUCUCCGUACAAUCGCGUGUCUAAAAAACCUCGAUUCGAGUUUACACGCGAUGCCAAACAUGGAACAAAUCCAUGCUUUGAUUCAACACUAUGGUCCAAGAGUUUACUUCCAUCCUAAUGAAGUCUAUCUACCUUCUUCCGUCUCAUGGUUCUUCAAAAACGGUGCAGUCUUAUGCAACAACUCAAAUUCCUCUGAUAUCAAUGAACCUAUAGACGAAACCGGCUCAAAUCUACCUCACGGCGGAACCAACGAUAAGCGAUAUUGGAUCGAUUUACCGAUAAACGAUCAACAAAGACGUGAAUUCCUCAAACGAGGCAAUCUCGAAAGCUCGAAGCUUUACGUUCACGUUAAGCCAGCAUUUGGAGGAACGUUCACAGAUCUUGCGUUUUGGAUUUUUUGUCCGUUCAAUGGACCAGCGACUCUGAAACUAGGGCUAAUGAAUCUCUCGUUAGCUAAAACUGGUCAACAUGUUUGUGAUUGGGAACAUUUCACACUCAGAAUCAGCAAUUUCUCCGGCGAACUUUACUCGAUUUACUUCUCACAACACAGUGGCGGUGAAUGGAUCAAACCUCAAGAUCUUGAGUUCGUUGAAGGAAGUAACAAAGCUGUGGUUUAUUCGUCGAAGCAUGGUCACGCGAGCUUUUCUAAGUCUGGAUUGUAUUUACAAGGAUCUGAUUUGCUUGGAAUUGGGAUAAGGAAUGAUACAGCGAGAAGCGAUUUGUUUGUUGAUUCGAGUUUGAGGUAUGAGAUUGUGGCGGCGGAGUAUCUUGGAGGAGCGGUGGUGGAACCGCCGUGGUUAGGUUAUAUGAGAGAGUGGGGACCGAAGAUUGUGUAUAAUUCGAGAACGGAGAUUGAGAAAUUGAAUGAACGAUUGCCAUGGAGGAUGAGAACUUGGGUUGAUGCUGUGUUGAGGAAGAUUCCGGUGGAAUUAUCCGGCGAGGAAGGACCGACGGGACCUAUGGAAAAGAAUAAUUGGUUUGGUGAUGAGAGAUGGUGAUAUUUUUGUAAUGGGCUUAUGAGAACUGAUAUAUGGGCCUGGAAUAUUUUAUUUCUCAGGCCCAUAUCUUAUUGACUCGUGUGUUCUACGUUUCAUGUUUUCUUCUCUUUUUUGCUAUGAUCCGUGAUUCAGUGAAGUGAAUAUACUGUAAAUUAUUUG
Molecule: messenger RNA, 3382 nt
Organism: Arabidopsis arenosa
Lineage: Eukaryota; Viridiplantae; Streptophyta; Magnoliopsida; Brassicales; Brassicaceae
Source: the annotation of a GenBank genome assembly